Messenger RNA from Felis catus (domestic cat), 1308 nucleotides. RefSeq names its product biliverdin reductase A (gene BLVRA). Gene Ontology annotation, cellular component: cytoplasm. Gene Ontology annotation, biological process: heme catabolic process. Bases 311 to 1201 code for a protein of 296 amino acids. Gene Ontology annotation, molecular function: nucleotide binding; biliverdin reductase [NAD(P)H] activity; zinc ion binding. NCBI's taxonomy places the organism in Eukaryota, Metazoa, Chordata, Mammalia, Carnivora, Felidae. The transcript is spliced from 9 exons. The record is from RefSeq and is a predicted model, not a curated record.
GUGGUUCUGUCGAGGCAGCUCCAACGUUGGGGAGACAGCUCGGCCCACAGGAGAUGUGCGGGGCCGGGUUCUGCUCCUCGGGUACGAAUCCUGCGCAAGCCCCGUAGCUUCUCUUCGCCACACUUUCCUCUUGGGAAACUGGGAAGUAUCAGAGGACAAGAUCAAAUUCAGGGAUGGGUCCAAGGAUUGAGGCUACCAUGGCCUUUUCUUCCCAGAGGACUUGGAGAGCCCUCCUUCUCCUCCAGCUCUGAGCAGUCAUCUGCAUUGGCGUCCUGGACAUCCCACGCAGCCACUGAAGGAAGGGACCAAGAUGAAUGCAGAGCCUGAGAGAAAGUUUGGAGUGGUGGUGGUUGGCGUUGGCAGAGCUGGCUCAGUGCGGAUCAGGGACUUGCGGAAUCCACAUGCUUCCUCGGCGUUCCUGAACCUGAUUGGCUUCGUGUCCAGACGAGAGCUCGGGAACAUUGAUGAAGUCCAGCAGAUUUCUUUGGAAAAUGCUCUUUCCAGCCCAGAGGUAGAGGUUGCUUAUAUCUGCAGUGAGAGCUCCAGCCAUGAGGACUAUAUCAGGCAGUUCCUUAAUGCUGGUAAGCAUGUCCUUGUGGAAUAUCCAAUGACACUGUCUUGGGAAGCAGCUCAGGACCUGUGGAAGCUGGCUGAGCAGAAAGGAAAGGUCUUGCAUGAGGAGCAUGUUGAACUCUUGAUGGAGGAGUUUGCAUUCCUGAAAAAAGAAGUGGUGGGAAAAGACCUGCUAAAAGGGUCUCUCCUCUUUACAGCUGGCCCAUUGGAAGAAGAGCGGUUUGGCUUCCCUGCGUUCAGUGGCAUUUCUCGCCUGACCUGGCUGGUCUCCCUCUUUGGGGAACUUUCUCUUAUAUCCGCCACUUUGGAAGAGCGAAAGGAAGAUCAACAUAUGAAAAUGACUGUGUGCUUAGAGACAGAGAACAAACGUCCGCUCACAUGGAUUGAAGAGAAAGGACCUGGUCUAAAACGAAACAGACAUUUAAGCUUCCAUUUUAAAUCUGGGUCCCUGGAGAAUAUGCCAAAUGUAGGAGUCAAUAAGAAUAUUUUCCUGAAAGAUCAAAACAUAUUUGUCCAGAAACUCUUGGGCCAGUUCUCUGAAAAGGAACUGGCUGCUGAAAAGAAACGCAUCCUGCACUGCCUGUGGCUUGCAGAAGAAAUCCAGAAAUACUGCUACUCAAAGAAGUAAGAGAAGGAAACAUGCGGCACAUCUAAGAUGGGACCAUAGUUUGCUUUUUAUGAAGAGUUGACCUCUAUCUCUAUUCUUACAAUUAAACAUAUCUUGGGCAAACAGGA